Zingiber officinale is the source of this 1482-nucleotide messenger RNA. Its product is annotated as F-box/kelch-repeat protein At1g57790-like. Lineage: Eukaryota; Viridiplantae; Streptophyta; Magnoliopsida; Zingiberales; Zingiberaceae. The record is from RefSeq and is a predicted model, not a curated record. The transcript has a single exon. The coding region runs from base 11 to 1204 and encodes 397 amino acids. Gene Ontology annotation, molecular function: protein binding.
UCCUCCGAUCAUGGCCGGCGACGGCGGAUGGGCUGAUCUCCCUGUGGAUCUCUUCUCCCUCAUCUUCUCCAAACUCUCCCUUCCUCAUUUGUUUCGCUCCGCCGCCGUCUGCGUCUCGUGGUCGGCCGCCGCCCACGAGGUGCGCACGCGCAGCGGACGCCUCGUGUUCCAGGGGCAGAGCCCCUGGCUCAUGUUCGGCGGCGGCCGCCGCGGCGACCCGUCCGCCGCCACCUUCUACAGCUUCUACGAGCGAAGGGAAUACACCAUCGCCCUCCCGGACCCUCCCAUAAGCCGCCGGCUCCUUAUCGGCUCCGCUCACGGUUGGGUCAUCACAGCCGACACCUGCUCGGGGUUGCUCCAACUACUGAACCCGAUCACCGGCGCGCAGAUCGACCUCCCCUCCAUCCUCUCCUACAAUCACAUCGACCUCAUCGACAGCGACGGCGAGGACUGCAUUAUCCGAACACGUCAACGCAUUGCAGUGACUAAAUCGCUGCUGGGGUAUAUUCACCUCAAAGCAACCCUAUCUGCCGAUCCCUCGCUGGGAGGUGACUACAUCGUCGCGCUCGUCCACCAUCUUCUCCCCGGCAUCUCUUUCACCUUAUCCGGCUACCAGAGCUGGUUCUGGCUAACCGACUCCGUUGAGAUUCAGGACAUUCUCUUCCACGACGGCAAACUGUACGCGACCACGAUCACCGGAUCCGUGCGAGUUUGCGUAUUCGACGACGCCCAACUUCGACGUGGCAAUAUUCCCAGAUUUAAAUCGGUGGUUCCGAGGAAUGAUGGUUCUUACCACUUUCACUACCUGGCCGAGACUCCCCGAGGAGAUCUCUUGAACAUUCGGAGGAAGAGGGACAGAUAUCGCGGCACCGCCUUCGCCGAGGUUUACAGGUUACUACUGGAGGAGAAGAGAAUAAGUAGAAGAACAGAACAAAUGAAGGACUUGGGAGAGUUGAUCAUCUUCUUGGGCAGCAACCACCCGCUUUGCCUCUCUGCAUCCGAUUUCCCACACUUGACGCCCAAUUCCAUAUAUUUUACCGACGAUCUGAGACUCGUUGACCGUCGUCGAAUGAGCAUGAGCAUCAAAGAACGGAUAGGUCCUGACGUCGGCAUCUACAGCAUGACCGAUCACACGUACACGCGUAUCUUUCCGGGCGAUCUUCGAUUGAACUGGCCGCCUCCUGUUUGGUUCAAACUGGAUUAAUUCUGUUUCAGAUGAUUACUGAUCAUUUGUAUUCAAAAAUAGAGGAUAGAUCCGUAGCUUCUCAAUCGUUAUAUAUGUAAGGAUUUUGAUAAGAAAAAAGAUCGGAUAUAUCUUUCUUUCUCCAAAAUUAAAAUUCGGGUGCAGAUGAUCUAGAAAUAAGCAUCACUUCUAGGCUUUCGAUCAGUUAAAAUACAGGAACACAGAUCUGAAACAGCGAUCUCAGACGUAAGCUUUACACGAUAUGAUAGUCGAAGCAAAACCCAUACAAGAGUCGACAA